AUGGGUGCCUGUAUGAGUUCGAGCAAUGAGGAGGUGGACCAGAAGAAGAAGAGUCAGGCCAUCGACAAGAUCCUCGAGGAGGAUUCGAAACGAUUACGGAAGGAAUGCAAGAUCUUGCUUCUAGGUUCCGGCGAAAGUGGCAAGUCGACAAUUGUCAAGCAGAUGAAGAUAAUCCACCUCCAGGGGUAUUCAGAGGAUGAGCUUUUCAACUAUCGACCCACCGUCUUCAAGAACCUCGUCGAGUGCGCCAAGGCCGUCAUCACGGCCAUGCAGCAGUUCAACAUCGAACCACAAAAUGACGAGAACAAGACUCACGCAGAGUUCCUCAUGGAGUAUCAGGCCGAAUCCGGCCCCCAAGCACAAAUUGAUGCUCAGGUUGGCGUCGCCGUACAAUCAUUAUGGGAAGACCCAGCUAGGGAACUUCUUAUGGAGCACCAGACAGAGUUUUACCUCAUGGACUCGGCAGAAUACUUCUUCCAGGAGGUCUUACGAAUAGUUGCCGCCGACUACCUCCCCAACGAAAUGGACGUCCUCCGAGCACGAACGAAAACGACGGGGAUUUACGAGACGAGGUUCCAGAUGGGCCAGCUGAGCAUACACAUGUUUGAUGUGGGUGGUCAACGAAGCGAACGUAAGAAGUGGAUUCAUUGCUUCGAGAAUGUGACUUCGAUCAUCUUCUGCGUUGCUCUGAGCGAAUAUGACCAGGUUUUGCUAGAGGAGAGCAGCCAGAAUCGAAUGAUGGAGAGUUUGUUACUCUUCGACUCUGUGGUGAACUCGCGUUGGUUUAUGCGAACCAGCAUCAUUCUAUUCCUGAACAAGGUAGAUAUUUUUAAGCUGAAGCUGUCGCGGUCACCUCUCGGCAACUACUUUCCCGAUUAUUCUGGAGGCAACGAUGUCAACAAGGCGGCCAAGUAUUUGCUAUGGCGCUUCAACCAGGUCAACAGGGCCCAUCUAAAUCUGUACCCUCACUUGACACAAGCAACAGAUACAUCCAACAUCCGGCUCGUCUUCGCGGCGGUCAAAGAGACCAUCCUGAAUAACGCGCUUAAGGACUCUGGGAUUCUUUGA
This is a messenger RNA of Ilyonectria robusta, 1068 nucleotides long. Its product is annotated as guanine nucleotide-binding protein alpha-3 subunit. Gene Ontology annotation, biological process: adenylate cyclase-activating G protein-coupled receptor signaling pathway. The transcript is spliced from 6 exons. Gene Ontology annotation, cellular component: heterotrimeric G-protein complex. Gene Ontology annotation, molecular function: GTP binding; G protein-coupled receptor binding; G-protein beta/gamma-subunit complex binding. The record is from RefSeq and is a predicted model, not a curated record. The coding region runs from base 1 to 1068 and encodes 355 amino acids. Lineage: Eukaryota; Fungi; Ascomycota; Sordariomycetes; Hypocreales; Nectriaceae.